AUAUCGGGUGAGCUCUCAUUGCGGAGAAAUCGUGGUGGAAGAAUACGACACUUACCUGACUUUUCAACCUCAUUGUACCAGUAAUCGAAGAUCAAGAAAAGAGUGGCAUUCUGUCGUGGCGACAUUUCAGGAAAACGUCGUUGAUAAUUAGCAGUAGAGCUGCAGCCCAGACGCAUUAACGUCACACACAAUCAAGAAGCGGCGACACCGAUGACAAUGCUAGGCUCAGAACAACGGCAGUAAAAGAUGGUGGACAAAGAAAAACUGAGAAUAACGAAGGCGAAGGCCCCACCACCACCGCUGAAUCUCAGCGAGGCGAUCGAGGAUGAAGUGCUGAACCAAAAGACUGCUAGAAUUCUUAAGAAUGAUCUUCUUCUACACGAGGCUGUGAUAAAGAACGAAGCGGACGCUGUUCGUAAAGUACUUAAGGAGACUGUCGACGUAGAUUCCAGAAAUAACUAUGGUCGCGCUCCGAUUCAUUGGGCAACAUCUAGAGGAAACACAGAAAUUAUUGAAAUGUUAAUACAAGCCAAGUGCGAUAUUGAAGCGAGAGAUAAGUAUGGAAUGCGACCCUUGCAUAUGGCCGCCCAACAUGGACACCGAGACGCAGUAAAGAUGCUGAUCAAUGCUGGAGCAAACGUAUCCGCGGUUAACAAGAAACAACACACCCUUUUAAUGUGCGGCGCUCGUGGUAGCAACGUCGCCGUAGUGGAAUACCUCGCGGAAGCAGUGGAAUCGUUAAACGGUGAGGCAACUGACUCCACCGGGGCGACUGCUCUUCAUCAUGCAGCCAUCACCGGACAUCCGGCGGUAAUCACAGCGCUUGCAAACAUCCCGCGGAUCGUACUGGACACCACGGACAAGAAAGGACAAACAUCGCUGCACUGUGCCUGCGCCAAAGAGCACUUGGACGCGGUUGAGGUCCUUAUAGGAUUAGGGGCGAAUGUAGAUGCUCAGGAUAACGAUGGCAAUACUCCACUUCACGUAGCUACUAGAACGAGGCACACAGGAAUCGCGCAAUUAUUAUUAAAGGCUGGAGCGAACACCGAGCUAAUUGACGCGGAGGGUUUUACUCCCCUUCAUGUCGCCGCAAGUCAAGGAUGCAAAGGAAUACUCGACUCCAUGAUUCAGCACGGAGCAGAUCUUAACAAGCAGUGUAAGAACGGUAACACACCUUUACACCUGGCCUGCCAAAACAACGAAGUAGAAACGGUAGAGAUAUUAAUUAACAAAGGUGUCGACCUCAAUUGUUUGAAUCUGAGACUUCAAUCGUCCAUACAUAUCGCGGCUGAGAUGGGACAUACAGAUAUUUGCGAAUUACUUCUUGCGGCAGGCGCGAAUAUCGAGCAAAAAGAACAGAGCGGCCGUACACCACUUUACAUUGCGGCGAGGGGCAGUUUCACAGCCAUCGUCGACAUGAUCAUUAAGACCGCUAGAUUAGAUUAUCCGACCCCGGAAAUUUCAAAUUCUGACAAGGAGGUUCGAGAGUUGACUCCGGCACGAAGAUGGUGGAGAGAAGGAUCGCGUGGUGGCAGCAUCUCCAGCAAUAAUGAUCGUCUCUCGAAGCAAAUCCGAUCCGUUCUUUGGAAAUUGGCCUACAAACAACUUGCUCCUGAAGAUUGGAAGAAAUUAGCUUUUCACUGGGCCUUCACUUCUGAUCAGAUCAGAGCUAUCGAACAUCAGUAUACGGCUCCAAUUAUAGGUCCCGCGAGUUUCAAAGAGCACGGAUAUCGAAUGUUAAUGAUUUGGGCCUCCGGAUUAAAUCCAGACGUACCACUGAUAAAAGAGCUCUGUGAAGCAUUAUCAGCGGUGGACAAGCAAGCAGUUGCUGAUUCCAUUCGUAAACAAAUGGAGCAAGAUGAUAAUAAGAUAAAAUCGGAAGGACAACGAUGUCAUAAAUGCUCCAUUGCGUGAAUAUCUACAAGUGCCAAGUUCACACGCAAAUUCUACAUACAUAUGAGAAUGUAAUUUGAAUGAAAACUGUAAUUUGCGACGUAAAACGUAAUAGCUGUUGUCAAAAACUUACCUGCAUUUUAAUGAGAAGAGUUCGACAUGGCAAAUGCCAUUAACGAAGAAUUUACGAGAAAGAUAAAAAAUACAUACGAUGUUGUAUAAAUACCUUUUGUACCAACAAUUCGCAAUGUUACACAAAUUCUUAGGACACGAAUUAUGAGUACAAUUUAUGGCGCAGGUAUAGCUAUCACUAUUUUGAAAGAACAAGAAUUUCUUAUAAAAUCAGUAAUUGGACCAGACGGAUUGCAUAAUCGUAUCUUAUUGUAUUGUAGAAAAAUUGAUUGAAGAUUGUAAGUACUUACAGUAGCUUCUCAUUCACUCUCUAUAAAAUAAAAAUUCUAUGGACCCGCUAUCAUCGCUGGGUUAAAUGAUAUUAUUUGCACAAUGCGACAACAGGGAGGAAGGUAUUUGAAUUAUAUACAAAUAUGUGCAAAAAACGGAUACUUAAAACAGAGUAUUUGAACAAUUAUAUACGAAACCAAGCCGUCCUAAGCUAAUCUUAAUUUAAGCAGACUAUCAUAAUUUCGUUUUGAUGAUUCUUUUAUAGAGAAACGCCUCUAUUAUUUGUAGAAACAAAAGUACAGUUAGUAUACAGAAGCCAUCGAAAAAGUGGUACAAUUAUAAAAUCAAAGUAACAAUCGAACGUAGACUCUUCGGAAUAAUAUUAAUAACGCAUAGAUUAAGUGUGAGAGUAAAUUUUGCAGGGCUUUCGAUGUGAUAACAGUUUAUUAGAUUAGAUCUC
Molecule: messenger RNA, 2755 nt
Organism: Cyphomyrmex costatus
Lineage: Eukaryota; Metazoa; Arthropoda; Insecta; Hymenoptera; Formicidae
Product: ankyrin repeat and death domain-containing protein 1A
Exons: 15
Coding region: 247-1914 (555 amino acids)
Biological process (GO): cellular response to tumor necrosis factor; signal transduction
Cellular component (GO): cytosol
Molecular function (GO): NF-kappaB binding
Source: RefSeq, a predicted model, not a curated record